Messenger RNA from Penicillium vulpinum, 1158 nucleotides. RefSeq lists its product as uncharacterized. The transcript has 2 exons. The coding region runs from base 1 to 1158 and encodes 385 amino acids. Lineage: Eukaryota; Fungi; Ascomycota; Eurotiomycetes; Eurotiales; Aspergillaceae. The record is from RefSeq and is a predicted model, not a curated record.
AUGCCAAAAUCCAAAUCCAAAUCCAACCCCCUCACAUCCCCCGCAACACCAAUAGCCCUGCACCCCCACCACCUCCUCUCCCCACCCCCAGACCUCCUAACCAACACCGCAACAACCCUAACAAUAACAACAACCCAAGAAACCAAGUCCCCCUCGCCCAUCUUUACUGUCCACCGCACCCGCCCACACGAAGCCCCAGAUACCCCAGACCGCAACGUCCUCCUCUACAACGUGUUCGGGAAACCAUGGCCGAAUACAAGUCGCAUAGUCUGCGAUGCGGAGGGCAUGCCACUGCUCGUAUUGCGACGCGUUUGGUUAUCCAGUGUCCGGAAAUGGAGUGUUAGAUUUCCCGAUCAGAACCAGGGGGAUUUAUUGGUUGCUUCGAUGCCGUGGGCUGGGGGUGGGGAUGGGGCUAGGGUUGGUGUUGGGAGUGGUGGGUUUAGGCUUGAAGUGCGCUUUGUGAAUGCGCUUGUGAUUAGGUCGGUUGGAUCUGGGGGUGUAAGAAGUGGAAGCAGAUUGGGAGUGGCUAUACCGGAUGAUCCGCCGCCUUAUAGUGCUGUUUCUGGGGUUGGAGGAGAAGAGCGCCAGUGUGAGGGGAAUGCGGGGGUGGUGCAUAGGAACGAAAAAGAGAUACAUCCAAGUCCAUCGCUGACCAAUCCACACUCACACUCACACUCAAAUUCACCUUCACAUUCACAUUCACAUUCAAGUCCCCACUCUCACCCCGUCCUCCCCUCCUACGCCUCCGUCCGCCGCGAUUCACCUAAUUCCCUACGAGAUCUGCUCGAUGCAAUCGAGCCGCCGCAGGAACCGGCGCCAGCUUCACCGUUUCUUUCAUCUGCAUCUGCAUCGCAGAAUCCCAAUCCCAGUACCAGUACUAGUCCUGUUCCUGGGCUAGAUGCAGAAGCUGAUGCACCCCCCGGCCCAAAAGUCGAGUUGAGAGUUAUGCAGCUAGCUGGGUCUGACACAGGUAUCAUGAUGGGUAACCAGCAGAUCAUGAAUAUCACGCGACGCAAUGUGAUUGACUACAGUAAAUCUAAAGUGAAGUCGAGGCCCAGGUGGGAGGUUGAGGUUUCUGAGGGAGUUGAUUUGUUAUUGGCUGUGAAUAUUGUGUUGAUUAUGGCUGAUUCGGUCUCAUCUCAGAACAGAUGGAGGUAA